AUGGCGAGCGAGGAGGGCCAGCUCAGGACGCGGGUGUCCGACCGUCUGAUCGCGCUCCUGGGCUACUCCGAGGCCAUGGUUGUGCAGCUGGUACUCCGCCUCGCGCGGGACAGCGAAUCGGCGGCGGACCUGGCGGCACAGCUCGUCAACCUGGCGGAGCUCCCCUCCUCCUCCGACACCGUCGCCUUCGCCGAGGACGUGCACGCCAUGUUCCCACGCAAGGCCGCCGCCGGGGCCAGCGAAUACCAGAAGCAGGUAAGGGAGGCGGCGGCGUUCGCCAAGAAGCAGACCACCUUCAAGCUGCUCGACGAGAACGACGACCAAGAUAAUGCGGCCGCCCCGUCCUCCUCCGAAAACAACAGCAACGGCAAGAAGCGUUUCAUCAGGAGGAAGGGCACGAGCCAAGGGGGGGACGACGACGACGACGAGGCAGCUGCAAUGCACCACGAUUCAGAGCGGAACGUGCGGCCGCGCCGUGGUCCGGCGGAGGAGGCCGGCAGCGAUUCAUCAGAUGAGGAAGAACUAGAAGAGAUUGACCGCGACCAGAUCGAGAGGGCUCAGCUCGAUCGGCGCAUCAGGGAACGUGACGCAGCCAACACGAGGAAACCGAUGAUGGACCGAAAGCCCACCAGGCACCAACAUGACGAGCUCGCCCGACGGUCCGAGGCGCUGCUGAACACGCGCCACAUCUCCGAGCUCAGGGAUUCCUCCAAGUACGCCUACCGGCAGAAGCGGGCGGAGAAGAAGGUGCUGGAGUUGCGGGACAAGAUCCUCGACCACGAGUACUUGUUCCACGGCGACGAGCUGACGCCUGCCGAGAAGAGAGACCACAGGCUCGAUAUGGAAAUCUACAAUCUUGUCAAAGAUCACGCUAAAAAAGACGACGAUGCCGGCGAUUACUACAGGAUACCCGAGGCUUACGACGCCGCAGGAAACGUUCAUCAGGAGAAGCGGUUCGCCGUGGCGACGCAGCGGUACAAUGAUCCUGACAAAGCGGCGGGAGACGGCAACAAGAGGAGCUAUUUCUCAGAGCAGGACUGGGAAGAGCAGCAGAUAAGGAAAUCUCGGCUGCAGUUCGGAUCAAAUACUGCUGGACGGGCCGGCGAUGGCUACGAGCUUCUCUUCGAUGAUGCGGUCGACUUCGUCAAGUCGUCCGUGCAGAUUGAUGCCGACGGCGAGAUGGACGAACUGGCCGAGGCCAUUGAUGCGAAGGUCACACUGAAGAGGGAGCUGCAAGACGAGAGGAAGAAUCUGCCCGUGUACAAGUUCAAGGACGAUCUGCUCAAGGCCAUCGAGGAGUACCAGGUGCUCAUCAUAGUCGGAGAGACCGGGUCCGGCAAGACCACGCAGAUACCGCAGUACCUCCACGAGGCCGGGUACACGGCCAAGGGGAAGAAGAUCGCGUGCACGCAGCCGCGGCGCGUGGCGGCAAUGAGCGUGGCGGCGAGGGUGGCGCAGGAGAUGGGCGUCAAGCUCGGGCACGAGGUCGGCUACUCCAUCAGGUUCGAGGACUGCACCUCGGAGAGGACGGUGAUCAAGUACAUGACCGACGGGAUGCUCCUCCGCGAGUUCCUCGGCGAGCCGGACCUGGCGAGCUACAGCGUGGUGAUCGUGGACGAGGCGCACGAGCGCACGCUCUCCACCGACAUCCUUUUUGGCCUCGUCAAGGACAUCGUCCGCUUCCGGCCCGACGUGAAGCUGCUCAUCUCCAGCGCCACGCUCAACGCCGUGAAGUUCAGCGACUUCUUCGACGGGGCUCCGAUCUUCAAGAUCCCCGGGAGGCGGUACAAGGUGGACAUCCACUAUAGCGUUGCGCCGGAGGCGGAUUACAUCAAGGCCGCCGUGGUGACGAUCCUGAAGCUGCACGUCACGGAGCCCGCCGGCGACAUCCUGCUGUUCCUCACGGGGCAGGAGGAGAUUGAAACGGUGGAGGAGAUCCUCAAGGAAAGGAUGAGGACACUUGCCAGCAAGAUGGCGGAGCUGCUGAUCUGUCCGAUCUAUGCGAACCUGCCCACGGAGCUCCAGUCCAAGAUAUUCGAGCCGACGCCGGAGGGCGCCCGGAAGGUGGUCCUGGCCACCAACAUCGCCGAGACAUCGCUGACCAUCGACGGGAUCAAGUACGUGAUCGACCCAGGGUUUUGCAAGAUCAAGUCGUACAACCCGCGCACGGGCAUGGAGUCGCUGCUCCGCGCGCCCAUCUCCAAGGCAUCGGCGGACCAGCGCGCCGGCCGGUCGGGGCGCACGGGCCCCGGCAAGUGCUACCGCCUCUUCACGGAGUACAACUUCAGGAACGACCUUGACGACGACACGGUGCCGGAGAUCCAGAGGAGCAACCUGGCCAACGUGGUGCUGAGGCUAAAGGCGCUCGGGAUCAACGACCUGGUGAACUUCGACUUCAUGGACCCGCCGGCGUCGGAGUCGCUGCUCAAGGCGCUGGAGGAGCUCUUCUCCCUCGGCGCGCUCAACGGCCGCGGCGAGCUGACAAAGACCGGGAGGAGGAUGGCGGAGUUCCCCCUUGACCCCAUGCUCUCCAAGGCCAUCGUCGCGUCGGAGAAGUACAAGUGCUCGGAGGAGGUGGUGACCAUCGCGGCCAUGCUGUCGGCCGGGAACGCCGUCUUCUACCGGCCCAAGGACAAGCAGGUGCACGCGGACACGGCGCGGCAGGCGUUCAACGUCGGCAACGUCGGCGACCACGUCGCGCUGCUCAACGUGUACAACGCGUGGAAGGAGUCGAGCUACUCGCCGCAGUGGUGCCGCGAGAACUUCGUGCAGUCGCGCACCAUGAAACGCGCGCGAGAUGUGAGAGACCAGCUGGAGGCGCUGCUGGAGCGGGUGGAGAUCGAGCCCUGUUCCGGCGCCGGCGACCUCGCCGCGAUCAGGAAGGCGAUCACGGCGGGUUACUUCCGCAACGCUGCACGGCUGCAGAAGGACGGGUCGUACCGUGCCGGUAAGUGCCAGCAGAAGGUGUUCGUGCACCCCAACUCCGGGAUGGUGCAGGUGCUGCCGCCGUGGGUGGUGUACCACGAGCUGGUGCAGACUAGCAAGGAGUACAUCCGGCAGGUGACGGAGCUCAAGCCGGAGUGGCUGGUGGAGAUCGCACCGCACUAUUACCAGAGCAAGGACAUCCACGAGCACCAGACAAAGAAGAUGGCCAAGGCCAAAGGUCAAGCGGAAGCACAAUCUAAAACUGAAUAA
Molecule: messenger RNA, 3195 nt
Organism: Lolium rigidum
Lineage: Eukaryota; Viridiplantae; Streptophyta; Magnoliopsida; Poales; Poaceae
Product: pre-mRNA-splicing factor ATP-dependent RNA helicase DEAH1-like
Exons: 1
Coding region: 1-3195 (1064 amino acids)
Cellular component (GO): intracellular anatomical structure; catalytic step 2 spliceosome
Molecular function (GO): ATP binding; RNA binding
Source: RefSeq, a predicted model, not a curated record